AAUAGGGAUGCCAAAGGAAAAAUAUGAUCCUCCAGAUCCUCGCAGAAUUUAUACCAUCAUGUCAGCAGAGGAGGUAGCCAAUGGGAAAAAAUCUCACUGGGCAGAAUUAGAAAUCUCGGGUAGAGUGCGGAGCUUAAGUACAUCACUUUGGUCAUUGACACACUUGACAGCGCUGCACCUAAAUGACAAUUACCUUAGUCGCAUUCCACCUGAUAUUGCCAAGCUUCAUAAUCUGGUUUACCUGGAUCUAUCAUCCAAUAAACUCAGAAGUUUACCAGCAGAACUAGGAAACAUGGUGUCUCUCAGGGAAUUGCUUUUAAAUCACAAUAUGUUACGGGUUUUGCCUUAUGAACUUGGUCGGCUCUUCCAGCUACAAACUCUAGGUUUGAAAGGCAAUCCUUUGUCACAGGAUAUUCUCAAUUUGUACCAGGACCCAGAUGGAACCCGAAAGCUACUGAAUUUCAUGCUUGACAAUCUUGCAGUUCAUCCAGAGCAGCUUCCUCCGAGGCCAUGGAUUACGUUAAAAGAACGAGACCAAAUUCUGCCAUCAGCAUCAUUCACGGUUAUGUGUUACAAUGUUUUAUGUGACAAAUACGCUACCCGGCAGCUAUAUGGCUAUUGCCCAUCCUGGGCAUUAAACUGGGAAUACAGGAAAAAGGGAAUUAUGGAAGAAAUUGUUAACUGUGAUGCAGAUAUCAUUAGUCUUCAGGAAGUGGAAACAGAGCAAUACUUCACUCUCUUUCUGCCAGCAUUGAAGGAGCGUGGAUAUGAUGGAUUUUUUUCUCCAAAGUCACGUGCCAAAAUCAUGUCUGAGCAGGAGAGAAAGCAUGUGGAUGGUUGUGCAAUAUUCUUCAAAACAGAAAAAUUUACCUUGGUGCAGAAGCAUACAGUAGAAUUUAACCAGGUGGCAAUGGCUAAUUCAGAUGGAUCUGAAGCUAUGCUGAACAGAGUGAUGACUAAAGAUAACAUUGGUGUCGCUGUGGUAUUAGAGGUCCACAAAGAACUAUUUGGAGCAGGUAUGAAGCCUAUUCAUGCUGCAGAAAAACAGCUGCUUAUAGUGGCAAAUGCCCACAUGCAUUGGGACCCAGAGUAUUCUGAUGUGAAACUUAUCCAGACCAUGAUGUUUGUCUCAGAGGUUAAAAACAUUCUGGAAAAAGCCUCGAGUAGGCCUGGCAGCCCAACUGCAGACCCUAAUUCCAUCCCGCUGGUGCUAUGUGCAGAUCUUAACUCAUUGCCUGAUUCAGGUGUUGUGGAAUAUUUAAGCAAUGGAGGAGUAGCUGACAACCAUAAAGACUUCAAGGAACUAAGGUACAAUGAGUGUCUUAUGAACUUCAGCUGCAAUGGAAAGAAUGGAAGCUCAGAAGGGAGAAUCACACAUGGCUUCCAACUUAAGAGCGCCUAUGAAAAUAACUUGAUGCCUUACACCAAUUACACCUUUGAUUUCAAAGGUGUGAUUGACUACAUUUUCUAUUCCAAGACUCAUAUGAACGUGCUUGGUGUCCUGGGGCCUUUAGAUCCUCAAUGGCUGGUUGAGAACAACAUCACUGGGUGUCCACACCCUCACAUCCCUUCAGACCACUUCUCACUGUUAACACAACUUGAACUCCACCCUCCAAUCCUGCCUCUUGUCAAUGGUGUUCAUUUGCCUAAUCGGAGGUAGUGGAGUACUGCCCCGCAAAGACGGGGACCUGUUGCUAUGGACCUGUACAGUUGUAAAUCAAAGUAUGUAGGAGUGAAGUAUGGCCAUCCUAAAGCUGCUUCUUCAGGUUCCUUUCAUUAUGUGUUUGCUAUAAGACUUUGUACAUUUUUGUGCAUACUGAUAUCAUUUGGCACUAGGGCUGGAAACAGAAUAGUACUAUCCAAAAUUUUAAUUUAACAUGUUUUUAAAUUGGACUUUCUUCAUAAUUAUAUUGUCAGUACUCAUAAUUGAUAAAUCACCAAUUUGAAGCCCAAGAACAGUGUAUUUGCUUUCUUAAAACACAUUUUUAUGAAUGGUUUCAAAUGAGCAAAUUAUUGCAUAGAAGGAAAUUUUUAAAAAUUAUAAAUAUAAAUUUUAAAUUGAAUGAUGGCAUACCUUGCAGGGAAAAAUUUCUUGAAAUUGUUUUUCUUUAUGAUAAAUUGACUUUUGGCUGCCCAAGUUAUUUGCACAUUAACAAAGCACUUAAAUAUUCUUGAUCUGUACAUAAACUAUAAUAUAACCUCUAGGUGUAAGAAAAUUUUGAGAAAUUAAAAGAUGAUUGCACGAUAUGCCUUCAAAAUCAAGCAUCUAAUAGCACAUGACAGUUUGUUGGAGAUUCACUGGUUGCUUUGAGGAAUCACUUUUUUUGUUUCCCUGUUUAGUUAUACCCUUUUUAGAAGUAUUCCAAGCUUGUCUCUUCAGUUCAUUGUAGAGAAAUAGCAAGUAAUCUACUAACACACAUUUUAAAAAUAGAAUUUGGUAUAUUUAAAAUGCCCACAAAAUUUGUGUCUGAUAUUUUUCAUAUUCUUGUCUACCUUUGUGUAGGAAAAAGAUACUAUAUGAUCUAUAUCAUUUUUUGCCAUUAUAGUCAAAUGUUUAUCAAACUGCUAAAAGAAGACCUGAUCAGAAUUUCAGAAGGGGAAAGCCAUACAAAUAUUUCAUGUGUUUCCCCAAGUAAGUAAGUGUCUGUUGGUUUGGGGUUGUUCAGAUAACAGUGGAAAAGAUUUGAAGGAGUGAAAAAAUAGAUUUGAGGGCAGUAGUUGAAAACUGUGGAUCAUUUUUCCGGACUCUAGCUGCCAAAUGGCCAUCAUAUGCUUUUAAUCUUUAUUUCUAUUGUCUGUCAGGGUUGAAUUAAGAAGCUACUGGUUUAUUCCCAAUUGUUGAUGCCUUUAGAUAUGUUAGCUUUUUUUUUUUUUUUUUUGUGCCCAGGAGAGGCCAUUUUAAAAUCGGUGGCUCAAAAGGCAGUGAACAUGACACUGCUUUCCGGGGAAAAAAAUUGGUUGCCUAUUUGAUGUUAAUUAUGGCACAAUAACAGGAAAAGGUUGUGUCUGUGUUUUUAAGUUUUUCUUUAUUCUGCUUUUUUGCUGCUAUAAGAAUUUUCUGAAAUUUAUAUUUUAAACUUUUCAUGCACUUUACUGUUUCUAGUCUCAAAGUGUGAUAUUUUGAACAAAUUUUCCAGUAUGUGAAUGAAAUUUUAAAAGAAAUAUCCUAUAUUUGUGUCUCACUAAUUAUAUAAAGUAUAAGUCAAAUCUAAAUUAUUUAAUUAGUUUUAAAUAUAUACAAUUUGUCUCCUCUCUCAAACCUGACAUGCUAGCUUGUUUUAUUAAUAUUAAAUGAUGCAUUUCAUUUGGUCAUUUCAUACUAAUUUCUUGCAUAAAUCAAUCAGGCUAUAUAUGAUAAAUAUUUCCCUAAAGGGUAAUUUUAGUGGAAUGAGGGUGGUGGGAUGAUGUAAUAAGUAACAUGUUUGAGAUUGUAUCAGAAAGGUUCUGUGAAGCCUAAACCCUAAAUUCCCCUUUAAAAGUGCCUAGUGAUAGAGGCGUUGUUUGUCAUCUAUUAUAAUUGGAAUGUCGUUGUAGUUCAGUGAAAUUUGUUGUAAAUAAAAUACUCUUUUAAGUAUCUUAAAGUAUCAGAAUAAAAA
Octodon degus (degu) is the source of this 3596-nucleotide messenger RNA. RefSeq names its product CCR4-NOT transcription complex subunit 6 like (gene Cnot6l). Bases 8 to 1660 code for a protein of 550 amino acids. The record is from RefSeq and is a predicted model, not a curated record. Gene Ontology annotation, biological process: nuclear-transcribed mRNA poly(A) tail shortening. NCBI's taxonomy places the organism in Eukaryota, Metazoa, Chordata, Mammalia, Rodentia, Octodontidae. Gene Ontology annotation, cellular component: nucleus; cytoplasm; CCR4-NOT complex. Gene Ontology annotation, molecular function: protein binding; poly(A)-specific ribonuclease activity. The transcript has 11 exons.